This is a messenger RNA of Aspergillus steynii IBT 23096, 570 nucleotides long. RefSeq names its product 2EXR domain-containing protein. The transcript is spliced from 2 exons. The coding region runs from base 1 to 570 and encodes 189 amino acids. Lineage: Eukaryota; Fungi; Ascomycota; Eurotiomycetes; Eurotiales; Aspergillaceae. The record is from RefSeq and is a predicted model, not a curated record.
AUGGACUUUGACUUGACCCCCACGACAUUUCACCGCUUCGCGCAACUCCCGCCGGAGAUCCGCCUGCACGUCUGGUCGCUGGCGCUCUCGGGCCCCCGCACGCUGACCGUCGCCUGCCAGCGAGGCGUCAAUCGCGAAGCUCGCGCCGAGGCCCUGCGCGUCUACGGCGCCCGGUUUCGCACCGAGCACGCGCCAACGUGCAUCUACGUCGCCUUCGACCGCGACGUGCUGCGUCUGACCGAAGACGUGCUGCCCUACGUGGGACCGGAGGAGCGGGCCCGGGUCGAGUCGAUGAUCGUCGAGGUGGCGGAUACGGGGUAUUUCGGGCAUUUUUAUCUGGAGACGCUGCAGCGCAUGCCGCGCCUGCGCGACUUGGUCCUGAUCCUGACCGACAUGCCCAUGGACCCACGUCGAGGGUCCGGGCAGCGUUAUCUCGACACGCUGCGGGCGGAGUUCCGGGAGGCGAUCGAGUCGAGGCCCCAGUGGACGUGUCCCCAUGUGAAGCUGCUGGCGCGCGAUGGCAAAGAGGAGAUGGGGGUGAUUACGGGGCAAAGCGAGAAUGAUAAGUAA